AUGCGGAUAUCCAAGAUCUCGCAAGAAACCGCACGAAUAUUUAGUGCCCUAUCCCCGAAUGCUCGCGUCGGUCGCACGACAAGGAGUUCCAAACGACCGGCUUCCUUUGCGCUUCCCUCGUCCAUCUUCGCCCAGGUCGCCAUCCUCUUUGGACGGACGACGCCAUGGUGUCUCGCCAACGGCAACAGCAACGCAGACGACGACGAAGGAGGCCGAGCGUUGGGAAUCGCCACGACGAUACCUCUCCUAGGCCCUGCUUUUGGCCCCAUCAUCGGAGGCAUUCCCGUACAGGCCGCCGGAUGGCGGUGGCUUUUCUGGACAUCUGCCCUGCCAGAGAUUGAACAACAAUACCCGCUAGGGCGAAGCAGGACCAUCGGCAACCGAAGGCAGGUCGGGUAUUCCAGGCAGGCGAAGAGAAGGACGGUAUGCGAUCAGCGUCAAGAGACAGAGGCACCUGAAGAGGAAGAAGCAUAA
Molecule: messenger RNA, 474 nt
Organism: Fonsecaea monophora
Lineage: Eukaryota; Fungi; Ascomycota; Eurotiomycetes; Chaetothyriales; Herpotrichiellaceae
Exons: 2
Coding region: 1-474 (157 amino acids)
Source: RefSeq, a predicted model, not a curated record